AACGCCCAUACGCCACACAAAUGCCCAAAUGACAAAUCAAAUCAAUGAAUCCACAAUAAUGGAGACCAAAAGUUAUAAUAAAAAGGGAAAGGUCCAAAACAUAUUUAUAAAUACAACAAAAGUUGGGCAGUGAGGACCUCAUCUCACUCCCACCCCACACCCAAAGGGAAAAGAAAAUAAAAGAAAAAAAAAUGUGGAAAUUCGCAGCCAUCUCAGUGGCGACCAUAGUUGUGGUGUGGCUAUGGCAAGUAUUUCACUGGGUUUGGGUUGAGCCCAGGAGGCUGGAGAAGCUCCUCCGCAAGCAAGGCUUCAAAGGAAACUCUUACAAGCUUCUCCAUGGAGACACUAAGGAGAUUGCCGACAUGUACCGUCAAGUGCACUCUAAGCCGAUUGGCCUUCACGAUGACAUCAUGCCUCGUGUUAUGCCCUUCAUUCUCAAGACCAUCAAUACAUAUGGCAAGAACUCUUUUGCGUGGAUCGGGCCAAGGCCACGGAUUUACAUAUCGGAUCCGGACCACAUGAGAGAGGUGCUGACUAGGCACAUCGACUUCCAGAAGAACUUUAGGACCACAAACAAGGUCUACAAAUUGCUCGUUGGUGGCAUUGUCGAGUUUGAGGAGGACAAAUGGACGAGGUACAGGAUGAAACUGAACCCGGCUUUUCACUUGGACCGGUUGAAGCAUAUGUGCCCCAUAGUCCAGGGCUGCUGUGAGACGAUCCUAACCGACUGGAAGAAGAAGAUGAAAGAUGGGUCGGGAGUGGUUGACGUUUUCCACUAUCUGGAGGCCUACACGGGCUCAGCCGUGACUUGCGCGCUAUUUACGCAUGCCUAUGAUGAUGAAAUGAGAAAGUGCUUCCAUCUCCUUAGGGACCUUUCCCUCAUGGCCAACAUAGCCGUCCGGACCUUCGAUGUUCCCGGGAAAGGGUACCUACCGACGGCACUGCACCGGAAGGCGAGAGCCAUGGAGGGCGAAGUCCGUGACUCGUUUCGGACAAUGGUGAACGAGCGGGUAAAGAAGAGGCGGGCAGGAAUCGAGGACGGGCGUGACCUGUUCGACCUCUUCCUGGACGAGCUUUACGACGAGAAGAGCGCCAAAGAGGUGGAUGUCGAAAGCAUUGUGGACGACGCCAUUGGAAACUGCAAGCUCUUCUACUUUGCCGGCUACGAAACCACUUCUAAUCUGCUGGUGUGGACCAUGGUCAACCUCGCUAUCCACCAGGACUGGCAGACACGCGGCCGGGAGGAAGUCUACCGCGUCCUCGCAGGCCGCAAGAAGCUGCACCCUGAUGACCUCAGCCAACUCAAAAUUUGUAAUAUGAUCAUACACGAGGUGUUGCGACUGUUCCCUCCGAUAUUUGAGCUGUCGAGGGUGGUGGAAGAGGACACGAAGCUGGGUGACUAUAUCAUUCCCAAAGACAUCCUCAUCCAGCUCCCGAUUGGCAUGCUACACCGCAAGCCCGAGAUAUGGGGGCCCGACGCCCACCUGUUCAAGCCCGAGCGCUUCGCGGACGGCAUCCUCAAGGCCGCUAACGGCCAGGCGGCUCUUCUUCCCUUUGGGUGGGGCCCGCGCAUCUGCAUCGGCCAGAACUUUGCCAUCAUGGAGGCCAAGAUCUUCCUUGCCACACUCCUCCAGACCUUCACUUGGGAUCUCUCCCCUCAGUAUAUUCACGCCCCUUACGCAGCCUUCACUGUGCAACCACAGCAUGGGGCGCCGCUCGUGCUUCAAGAGAUCCGCGCUUGAAGCGGAUAUUACUAAUAUUCAAGUUAAUCAAUUCGGCCUAUGUGCCAAUUUUAAGUGUUGUACAAGUGAAAGAUUGUACUUGCAUUAGUGGAUUCGGAGGGUUGUGCUCCCACGAAAUGUUUCCAGCAGUUAAUUAAUGUGUACUGUACCAUUUAUAUGCUACUUUGUUCAAAUAAAAUUCCACAUGUUAAUGUUUUCCUACUUUGCUUCUCUGAAUUGUGAUCAUGGAUGUGUUUUGUGAAGUGCACUCUAAGCCAAUUGGCCUUCACGAUGACAUCGUGCCACGUGUUAUGCUCUUCAUUGUCAAGACCAUCAAUACAUAUGGUAUUAUAUUAUGUGCUAAUUUUUCAAUGUACAUUGUUUUGUAUGCCAGUCAUCAUUGAAAUGAAAUAUAUGUG
Messenger RNA from Striga asiatica, 2140 nucleotides. The record is from the annotation of a GenBank genome assembly. NCBI's taxonomy places the organism in Eukaryota, Viridiplantae, Streptophyta, Magnoliopsida, Lamiales, Orobanchaceae.